Molecule: messenger RNA, 2244 nt
Organism: Penicillium nucicola
Lineage: Eukaryota; Fungi; Ascomycota; Eurotiomycetes; Eurotiales; Aspergillaceae
Product: transient receptor potential ion channel family protein
Exons: 2
Coding region: 1-2244 (747 amino acids)
Biological process (GO): fungal-type cell wall biogenesis; transmembrane transport
Source: RefSeq, a predicted model, not a curated record
AUGCGACUAAUAUCGCUUCUGACAUGCCUCGUCGCCUUCGUGGCGCCGUUGGCUUCCGCUGUCAAGCUCCUUGAAUCUAAUGCUCUGAACGUGUGCAUGGAGUCUAGUAACUUCACGGCAACAUACCUGAACGUUGUAUUCUACCCGGGUAACAACUCUCUAACAAUCGGAUUUGAUGGUGUUUCAUACAUCACCGGCAAAGUGACUGCAGAUCUGAUUAUUACCGCCUAUGGUUACGAGAUCAUGACCAAGACUCUUGAUCCUUGUUCCAUUUCGGGCAUGGGAAUGUGUCCUAUGGCUGCUGGGCCGAUGGACUUGGGUCCCCUGUCUCUUGAUCUACCCUCGGACACUGCCGCGAACAUUCCAGGUAUCGCCUACACCGUUCCAGAUCUUGACGCCACAGUCCGCAUUGUUAUUAAGACAAAGGAAACGAAGGAAAAGAUUGCUUGUGUCGAAGCCUCACUUUCAAACGGUAAAACAGUGGACCAAGUCGGAGUCGCUUGGACAACUGCUGUGAUAUCCGGUCUAGGUCUUGCCGCAUCAGCUAUUACUUCGGGUCUUGGUCAUUCGAAUACUGCGGCGCACGUUGCAGCAAAUGCGCUCUCUCUCUUCGGAUUUAUGCAAUCGCAAGCGAUGAUUGGUAUGACCUCUGUCCAUAUGCCCCCUAUUGUGGAGGCAUGGACUCAGAACUUCCAAUGGAGUAUGGGCAUUAUCCGCGUAGGAUUCAUCCAGACCAUUGCGACCUGGUAUCAGCGAGCAACCGGUGGAACCCCCUCGACCCUCCUGUCCCAGCUUGGUGAUACUUCCGUUGAAGUCCUCAAGCGUCGCAAGCGUGACCUUCCCGACUCCGCAAUCAAUUUGCUGAAGAGAGCCUCCAACUCGACAAUUAUGAAGCGCGCAGCUAGUCUGCUCAAGCGAGACAGCUCAAGCCAAAAGCUUGUUGUUGUGCGCGGUAUUGAACGUGUCGGCUUCCGUUCCAGCAUUGAAGAAACCAACAUCUUCCUCACUGGUUUGAUUUUCUUCGCGGUAUUCGUUGUUUUCGUCGUCAUCAUUGUCGCAACAUUCAAGGGUAUUACCGAGUUGCUCGUCAAGAACGGCAAAAUGAAGAGUGACCGUUUCCAGGACUUCCGCAACGGAUGGAAGGUUGUUCUUCGUGGAAUCCUCUUCCGUCUCAUUUUGAUUGGUUUCCCUCAGAUGUGUGUUCUGUGUCUUUGGGAAUUUACUCAGCGCGACUCCGCGGCUGAAGUGGUUCUGGCUGUAGUUAUGAUUCUCUCCAUGCUCGUCUCUCUUGGAUGGGCCGCGCAGAAGGUUAUUCGUCUGGCAAAGCGCUCAGUCACUAUGCACAAGAACCCCGCUUACAUCCUUUACUCCGAUCCCUCAUGUCUAAACAAGUGGGGUUUCCUAUACGUGCAGUACCGCGCCACCGCAUACUACUUCGUUGUUCCUGUCCUGAUUUACACACUGAUCAAGAGUAUGUUCAUUGGUCUGAGCCAACCUGCACCAGUCGUGCAGACCGUGGCUCUUGUGGUCCUUGAACUCGCUAUGCUGAUCGCUGUUUGCGUCCUUCGUCCCUGGAUGGACAAGAAGACCAACAUCUACAACAUCUCCAUUGCGGUCAUCAACUUCCUCAACUCAAUCUUCCUGCUGGUCUUCUCCGAUGUGUUCAACCCUCCUGGUCUGAUGAUUGGUGUCAUGGGUGUCAUCUUCUUCGUUUACAACGCCGUCUUCGCCUUGGUUCUUCUGAUCCUCGUACUGAUUGCCUCAGUGUACGCCAUCGUGUCAAAGAACCCCGAUACCCGCUACCAGCCCAUGCGUGACGACCGUGGCUCCUUCAUCAAGUCUCAGACCCAGCUGACCACCGAGCUGGACGCUCUCGGUGCCACCGCCCGCGGUGAUGUCAAGUCUGGACAGUACCACAACAACCCCUUCGACGACGAUGCUAUCUCCAUCUCAAGCGGAAAUGGCGCCAGUAUCGGACACCACCAACAGAUGGAAUCCACCAACCAGCACCACCCCAGUGUCCGCCAGGCUCCCGCCUCACCAGUCGACCCCUCAGUGCCACUAUUCCCUACCAACACAGGACACAGCGGUCCACCACCCGGAUACGACCAAUUCGGUCGGUCUCCCUCGCCCGCCGCCCGGGGCUAUGACAACGCCCCAAUUGGCCAAUCUGCUUUGUCGACCACCUACCGAGCCCAAAAUAACGCCAGUCCAUGGCAAAGAGGAGCUGGUUACGAUCAUUAA